AUGGCGGCAAGCGCCCCUCCACCUCCUAAGAAGCGCCGUAUCGGUGUCAUGACCAGUGGAGGCGACUCACCUGGCAUGAACGGCGUCGUUCGAUCAGUUGUCCGCACUGCUAUUUACAAGGGUUGCGAAGCCUACGCCAUUCAUGAGGGAUACGAAGGUCUGGUCAACGGCGGCGACAUGAUCUCGCCAAUGCAUUGGGAGGACGUCCGAGGCUAUCUCUCAAAAGGUGGAACACUCAUUGGUACCGCUCGUUGCAAGGCUUUCAUGGAACGUCCUGGCCGCUUAAAGGCAGCGAAGAACAUGAUCCUGAAAGGCAUUGAUGCUCUAGUCAUCUGCGGCGGUGACGGCAGUCUGACAGGUGCUGACAAGUUCCGUUCAGAAUGGCCCAGCUUGAUUGAAGAGUUGGUCAAGGCGGGAGAGCUCAACGCACAGGAUAUUGAACCCUACAAACACCUCAACAUUGUCGGCCUGGUGGGAUCUAUCGACAAUGAUCUCUCCGGCACCGACGCGACCAUUGGCUGCUAUUCCUCACUCGGCCAAAUCUGCAAUGCCGUCGACUCAGUCUUUGAUACUGCGGCAUCUCAUCAACGAGGCUUUGUCGUCGAGGUCAUGGGCAGACAUUGUGGCUGGCUUGCUCUCAUGGCUGCCAUCGCUACUGGCGCAGACUACGUCUUUAUUCCCGAAAAGCCUCCCUCGGCGGGCUGGGAAGAUCAGAUGUGCAACAUCAUCACCAAGCACAGAUCCCGCGGAAAGAGAAGGUCCAUUGUCAUCAUUGCCGAGGGUGCUUGUGAUGAAAACCUAAACAAGAUCACAGCCAAACAGGUGAACGACGUCCUUGCCAAUCGCCUGAACCUCGAUACUCGUGUCACAGUUCUUGGUCACACUCAGAGAGGUGGCACGGCGUGCUUCUACGAUCGCUGGCUGUCCACUAUGCAGGGUGUCGAGGCGGUCAAUGCUGUUCUCGAGGCUACCCCGGAGACUCCCAGUCCAGUCAUCACCAUUCGAGAAAACAAGAUCGAGAGAUCUAAUCUCAUGGAUUGCGUCGCCCUGACAAAGUCGGUGGCCAAGGCCAUUGAGGCCAAAGACUUUGACCGAGCCAUGCAUCUACGAGACGUCGAGUUCAGUGACUACUUCGAAAGUUACUUGAUGACCAUCUCAACAGACAGCCCCAAACUCCGGCUGCCCGAGAAUCAACGUAUGCGCGUUGCUAUCGUCCAUGUUGGUGCACCAGCAGGUGGCAUGAACCCCGCAACCCGUGCCGCAGUCGCUUACUGCCUGACAAGAGGGCACACCCCCAUUGCCAUCCACAAUGGAUUCCCAGGUCUUCAGCGCCAUCAUGCGGAUCAACCCUUGGGUUCUGUACGAGAAGUCAAAUGGCUCGAUGCUGACCCAUGGGUCAAUGAAGGUGGGUCCGAGAUUGGUACAAACCGUGGUCUCCCUAGUGACGACCUUGAGACGACCGCCAAGUGUUUCGAGCUGUAUAAGUUCGAUGCUCUAUUGCUUGUCGGAGGGUUCGAGGCUUUCGCAGCGGCGAGUGAAAUUCGCAAGGGCCGUGAGAAAUACGACUCGUUCAAGAUUCCCCUGAUUGUACUCCCGGCUACAGUGUCCAACAAUGUUCCUGGCACAGAAUACUCACUUGGCAGCGACACCUGCCUCAAUACUCUUCUGGAGUUCUGCGACAACAUUCGCCAGUCAGCCUCCUCGUCUCGCCGCCGCGUAUUCGUCAUUGAAACCCACGGUGGCCGAUCGGGCUAUCUGGCAACGAUGACUGGGCUUGCUGUCGGUGCCCUUGCUGUCUACACUCCAGAAGAGGGUAUCAAUCUCCAUAUGCUUGCUCGAGAUAUCGAAUACCUUCGCGAGAACUUCCGCAACGAUCGGGGAGCGUCCCGUGCCGGGAAGAUCAUUCUUCGCAACGAGAAAGCUAGCGAAACAUAUACGACCAACCUCAUUGCUGACAUGAUCAAAGAGGAAGCUCGCGGUCGUUUCGAAUCACGUGCCGCCAAUCCAGGCCACUAUCAACAAGGUGGUAAGCCGUCGCCGAUGGACCGAAUCAGAUCCCUGCGGAUGGCCAUCAAGUGCAUGGAAUACCUCGAGGACAAAUUUACCGGCGUCACCAAACAGGCAUGUGCUGAUGACCCCAUGUCUGCUGUCGUUAUCGGCAUCCUCGGAUCCGAGGUGGUUUUCAGUCCUUUGGGUGGACCGGAUGGACUGGAAGCUACGCAAACCAACUGGAAGGAAAGGCGCCCAAAGAGCGAAUUCUGGUUCCCCAUGAGGGACACGGUGGACAUUCUCAGCGGUCGGCCGAAGGCAGAUGAUACCUGCCAUGAAUGCGGCAAGGUCUACGUCGACAAUAGACUUGGUCCCGUGAUCUCACGGUCAUCAUAA
Messenger RNA from Cyphellophora europaea CBS 101466, 2385 nucleotides. RefSeq names its product 6-phosphofructokinase subunit alpha. Gene Ontology annotation, molecular function: AMP binding; fructose-6-phosphate binding; monosaccharide binding. The record is from RefSeq and is a predicted model, not a curated record. Bases 1 to 2385 code for a protein of 794 amino acids. Lineage: Eukaryota; Fungi; Ascomycota; Eurotiomycetes; Chaetothyriales; Cyphellophoraceae. Gene Ontology annotation, biological process: fructose 1,6-bisphosphate metabolic process; fructose 6-phosphate metabolic process; canonical glycolysis. Gene Ontology annotation, cellular component: cytoplasm; 6-phosphofructokinase complex; mitochondrion. The transcript has a single exon.